GUCUCGAACUGCUCGUGAACUUUGUAAGCCGCCACGGGCACCAAGGUACCCCCGUAGUUGUGGUGCUCCGCACCAACGCGCACCUUCAUCAGAGUCACGGAUUUCUCAUGCAAACAGUGGGCGGCGGUGAUGACAAUCUCCUUGCUGUAGAGAACGCCACCGCAUUCGUGACGCGCACUGAUCUGGAUGGACACCUGCCAAGGAGCGUUCCGAAUAACCUGAUCCUGUCCGCCCACAAUUCGGCCAUUGGUCUCGACAGGUGUUGCCGUUGCCGCCCAUCCAAGGAAAAGGAGGAAGAACACUACUUUAUAAACAGUCAUUCCGAAAGCCAAGUACAAACUGCCAGCCGCUGAGCAUGAAAGCCAUACAUGGCGAGUCGCCUCGAAGGGCAGUAAAAGUUAAUCACCGGCUAAUGGGAGCUUAUCGCCAGCAAUCGACUCUAUCAAGUAGCUUUAGCCUGUUCUACACUUCUCACCCGGCUAUAGAAACGCCAAACAGUUACCCAGGCAACGAAACUCAAAUCGAAAAUCAACAGCAACAAUCGCAGUAUUAUUGUGCAUUAUGGAGGAGUGGAAGAUAACUCCGGAGGAAAUUAUCCGGCUGCGGGAGAGCUGUCUGCAGUGCAUCCGUGACGGUGAACUCUACCAGCUACGCAACGAUGCCAAGCUGAGAGCCGUGUAUAAUACCCAGAGCUAUGAGGAAUUCAAGGACGUGGUGGACGCGGCUCAUCUUCGUCCAGUGACCAGAAGUGACAAGGCCAAUGCCAACACAAAGAACAGACUGUGGAACUCGGCCGCCCGUGAUUGCUGAUUACCCCAAAUAAAGACGCCAUUAGAGAGUUAUGUUUAGAAAGUUUUGUUUGUAAAUGCUGCCAGCGGCGGUGGUCACCCAGGAGCGAAGGAAAGCCACAUCGGCGUAAACACCGCGGAAGUUGUAGUUAAGUGUGUAAAAUUAAAAGGAAAAUUUAUUAAUUA
Messenger RNA from Drosophila serrata, 974 nucleotides. Its product is annotated as dynein axonemal assembly factor 19. The record is from RefSeq and is a predicted model, not a curated record. Gene Ontology annotation, cellular component: outer dynein arm. Gene Ontology annotation, biological process: determination of left/right symmetry; inner dynein arm assembly; epithelial cilium movement involved in extracellular fluid movement. NCBI's taxonomy places the organism in Eukaryota, Metazoa, Arthropoda, Insecta, Diptera, Drosophilidae.